AUGAGGAGGUUACUAUCCUGCCCAUCUCUAGAGGAAUUGAUAAUCAAACACUCUGUGGAUUGUAUCUUCUUGUUUGAGGAUGAUGAUGAUGAUGUAUUUGGAGGAGGAGAAUUGGUGCCAUCUUCUCGUCUUCAAUCAUUGCAAAUUCAAGGGUGUGAUAUGCUCACGUAUGUUCCUGAUGGUUUAUACAGAAGAAGAUUGCAUUCUCUUGUUCGAUUAAAAAUCUAUGAGUGUCGGAGUCUGAGAAAAUCAAGCUCUCUGCCAUCAGAGCGUAUCAGGCCAAACCACAUAGCUUUAAAGCUCCCAGAGUCGAAGAAAAUUGCUUCAUGUGCUUUGAGAAGAGAGAGGCAGUUUUAUUGUUGUAAUGAUGGUGAUGGAAAGAAGUGUGGGCAGGAACUGUGUUCUUGUGUCUAUCAUGGUCCGACAAAUUCUAAAGCCAUGAGACUCGGACUGGAUAGAGAUAGAGAAGCUGUUGGCCAUGGAUUAGUUGAAAGAAGCAGGCGAGGCCUAGAUGCAAAAGAGGCCCAAAAAUCAGGGUGCCAUUUUCGGAAAAUUGUUGCUUCUGACGUGAGUCUUAGAGGAGGCGAUCUGCUGGUGGGUUCUUUAUUUAAGAAGUUACCUAAUGAAUGCAAUAAUGUUAUGUGCUUUCUAAUUGCGUUUUUGGUGGCAUAUAUCAUUGUGUUCCAAAGGUUUGGAAGGGGUCUUUCAGAACUGAAGGACCCUACAGAUAAAGUUGCAUUGGUAGACUUAGUUUCGGCAACGCUGGUCAUCGUUGGGAAGGAUGUUGUUGAAGACUGCACUAAAUGCUUGAAGUUGGUGGCCUUGACACUUCGCUUGCUUCCACAUGAAAUAGCAUUUCGCGUGUAUAAUGAUGAUGAUGAUGAUGUAUUUGGAGGAGGAGAAUUGGUGCCAUCUUCUCGUCUUCAAUCAUUACAAAUUAGUCGUUGUGAUAAGCUCACGUCUCUUCCUUCUGUUGGAAGGAGAAGAUUGCAUUCUCUUGUCUUUGCAGAACUGAAGGAUCAUGCAGAUAAAGUUGCAUUAGCAGAUUUAGUUUCGCCAACACUGGUCAUCAUCAGGGAAGGUUGUUGCCCUAUCAGUGUUGAAAAGAAUCGGCAGUCUGGCAUGAUCUUGAAUAGAGAUGAAGAAACAGUGCAGUCUCCAUGUCGGUGUCCUGCACUUGAUUUCAAUAGCAAACUGAAUUUCCUGCUCGCUCAAGAUUCUGCCAGCAUAUAUAUCACACCAGAUGCUGCAUUUGAGCUAAGGACCACUCUCCAGCAAUGCAAGGUAAGCAAGGCUCUGUUAAUGUCUGUCACUGUAAACUAUACAAUUGAUUUGGUGACUGUGGAAAGGUGGAAUUCACAUUUCUGGCAAGGAACUAACUGCAGUGUGAGGCAGUAUGUUUUCAGAAUGCUAGCUGAGGAGAUAGAUGAAAUGCUUUUGAGUUUUGCUGAAGCAGGAGUUAGUGUUGUGAGACUGAAAGGAGGUGAUCCACUUGAUUCUGUUGGUUUUUUAGCUGCAUUGAGAAGGAACAAAAGGGUGGAGAUACCUGAAAUGCCUUCAAGUUUUGCUGAAGCAGGAGUUCCUGUUGUGGGACUUAACGGAAGUCAUCCAUUGCUUAGAAUUUGUCCACGGAUGCUUUCAAGAAGAGUCAUUACUGGGAUUUGGGGAGCUUGGAAUCUUGAAAUGGGAGAGCUGAGAUGGAGUAAGGGUAUUUCUGUAUUUGAGGAUGAUUAUGAAGAUGAUGAUGUAUUUGGAGGAGGAGGAGAAUUGCUGCCAUCUUCUCGUCUUCAAUCGUUACAAUUUAGUUACUGUGAUAAGCUCCCGUCUCUUCCUUCUCUUGGAAGGAGAAGAUUGCAUUCUCUUGUUCGAUUACAAAACAUCAUGUGCCCGAGUUUGAGGAAUGCAGUGAAUGGAGGUGGCAACCUUGCUGUUGAACUUGUACUAGAUGAGAAGCAUUGCGAUGAUGAACUGCUAUAA
Dovyalis caffra is the source of this 1977-nucleotide messenger RNA. The record is from the annotation of a GenBank genome assembly. NCBI's taxonomy places the organism in Eukaryota, Viridiplantae, Streptophyta, Magnoliopsida, Malpighiales, Salicaceae.